AUGGAAGGACCGAGUAAAGAAUUCGCUGACCCUGAGCGGCAAGAACUGAUCAAGUUGAUUGCCGAGGACCAUUUCAAACUGUUUCAGACCAAAGAUGUCUCGCCAGCUCUCUAUGCAUUCAUUUGGUUGGCUGAUAUCGAGAAACUCCGAGAAACGGCACCCGGGAGCAUCGCUCCGAUGGUGGUUUUACUUAACCCAGGCUUCCUAAAACUUGCAAUACAGCAGUGGCUCCAGAAGGGCAGAUCAGGCUCCAAGGCCUCCUCAAAAGCCAGUUCUGUUACGGAAACGUCGCCGGCAUUAAUUCCCCGUAGGCAACGCGUAACAGACCCUGACAGAAUACCCUUAACAACAUCAACUGUGGACGUUGAAAACACUUCGGCGGCACCCAUCAAAGCCCGCUCGAAAAGAGCCCUUAAAUUGACAGAAGAAAGGGACAAAGGCUGCAUUGUGCAGCGAGUUCCGUGCGUCGAUGUAGCCCACAUUUUUCCGUCUUCACUGCGGGACAGCCAUGUUGCAUCACCACUCAUCCAGACUUUGCGAUGUUUUUGGAAGGAGGAACACGUCGAUGCCUGGUUGAAAGCGGCAUAUGGGGCCGGCACUGAGAGUCCGCAUAACCUCAUUUGCCUGUCACCAACCGCGCACAGACUCCACGGAAAUGCUUUGUUCGCAUUUAAAUUCAAGUCCUAUGUGGAAACGGAGAACACGAGAGCUCUCGAGCUCAAUUUCUACUGGUUGAAACACGCAGAGCCUCGAACCACAGUUCCACUAACCGAAGUCCCAUCCCUGGAUCUGGAGGCACCCUCAGAUAUUGGGCUGUAUAAUUACCAGAAAGGGCUAGAAAAUGGUCACCAUGUUAAAUCGGGGGAAAUCGUUCGCAUGGAAACUGAUGACCCUGAACGAAAGCCACUUCCGUUACAACCACUGCUACAGAUGCAGUGGCUUUUGAAUAGAGUGGCAGCCCUAAGCGCUGCUGCAGAGCCUGAUGACCUCGAGUAA
Uncinocarpus reesii 1704 is the source of this 996-nucleotide messenger RNA. RefSeq lists its product as uncharacterized. The coding region runs from base 1 to 996 and encodes 331 amino acids. The record is from RefSeq and is a predicted model, not a curated record. The transcript is spliced from 3 exons. Lineage: Eukaryota; Fungi; Ascomycota; Eurotiomycetes; Onygenales; Onygenaceae.